Rotaria socialis is the source of this 1131-nucleotide messenger RNA. NCBI's taxonomy places the organism in Eukaryota, Metazoa, Rotifera, Eurotatoria, Philodinida, Philodinidae. The record is from the annotation of a GenBank genome assembly.
AUGCCUAAAAAACUAUCAAAACAUGUGGGUAGCUGUGUUGGAUACACAACUGAUUUAGCUGCUGAUCAUCUACCUAUAAACAGUAGAAGUUCCAGAAAAACCGGCAAAUCCAAUGGCAAAACCUUUUAUGACGAUGAAAAUUAUCGCUGGAUGCUCGAUUGUCUUGACGGGGGCUACGAAGUCUGUAAAGAUUUCUAUGAAUACAUGCAAGAUUAUAAUAAUCUUGAGAAAAAACAUAUCCAUAAUCUGGAUUCACAUUCAACAAAAUGGAAUUCAAAAAUCCAACAGCAAUCACCAUAUUCGUCUUAUCAUACAACUAAAAAUGCACAAUUACAACUUGUCGGUAAACCAACAGAAGAAGCUAAAAUCUUACGGGUUCGCCAUGCUGCUAUACAAGACGUUAUUGAUAGAUAUCUUGCAGAAGUCGAAAUCAUAUAUCCAAGAACACUUUUCGGCACUAGUCAUAGACAUUAUCGUAGCAGUGCAAUGAAAGAUCUAUUUAAAGCUGCACACUAUUCGUUAUCCAGUUUGUCAGAUAACCUAAAAAAAUUACGUGAACAAGAACAAAGUAUUGUUAAUAGUAAUAAUGAUGGUUCCUAUGUAGGUAACAAUUCAAAUGCAGCGACAACAAAACAAUUAAAGCAAAUUCGAGACAAAAUUGCUCACGCUGAAAAGGAAUAUCACCGAGAGCGUGAAAAUUAUUGUAUGAGGGUACGAGAUAUUUAUGAACAAUGUCGAAUAUUGGAAAAAGAUCGACUGAAUUUAAUUAAAGAAACUUUAAUUGAAUUCACUAAAGUUGCCUAUUCAUCAGAACAUGUAAAUCAACAGCGUCGAGUCUACGAAGAGCUCAUGCAAUAUCUAAAUGCUGAACAAGAUACUGUCGCCGAUUUGAAUUUUUGGGCACAAAAUUAUCGAGUUUAUGAUUCAGAAAUCGACAUGCCAUCUAGAAUGAAUCGCAAGCGUGAUGAUUCCGAUAAUGAUAGUAUCUCUGUUCGACGAAUGAGAACAUCUUCUGGAAAUCAACAGAAGAAUGGCAAACACACAGAAGAAAAUGUGCAGCAAUCAGAUAGUGAAGAUGAACCAGAACGAUCACUAGCCGACGGAACUGCGGCAAGAAAUGAAGUAAAAUAA